Molecule: messenger RNA, 1025 nt
Organism: Notodromas monacha
Lineage: Eukaryota; Metazoa; Arthropoda; Ostracoda; Podocopida; Cyprididae
Source: the annotation of a GenBank genome assembly
AUGCCAAAGUUAGACGCUGCUGCAUGCAUUACACCACCGCGGAAAAUCUCCUGCACCGUCGCGGCAGCAAAACCGGUGAUUGCAAAAUCCUGGCUGACGCCCACGAUUGGCCUUUUGAAACCCCGGGUACUGAAGGGCCCAGACAGCGCAAAUGCUGCCCGUCACACCAACUCCGUCUCCUUGAAAUUCAAUCAAGAUACGAGGUCGUUGAGCACGGAGCCACUUGCCCCGCUGCUGCUUUCUCUGAAGCACGCCAUGGCCGGUCUGGAUGAAUCUUCGGAAUCGGAAUCUUCCAAAGGAAACGUGUGUGAGCGAUGGCUCAGAUGCCCAGCUGACGACGCCUUGAGGGAAUUAACCGGAGUGGACGCCCUGCCCGAUUGCCCAUGCACAUACUCGACAGCGUCGUCGAGAGCGGGACAAUCCCGGUGGAAAGAUGUCUCCCUGCUCGACGGAAAAUUGGAUAUAUACAAUCCCGGCGCUGCCAGAUGCAUCCGUUCCGAGCCCGCUCUGUCAUCAUCCGUCGACCGACACAAGUGGACCGGACUCAGCGUCCAGAACUGUUGCUACGACGAAGCAAACACGCUGCUGACCCGAGGAUCCGGCGCCGGGAGCCCACACUACGUGUCGCCGGAAAUUUCGCCGUCGCUGCACAGAUUCGUCGACAUCCUGCCCUGGUUGGCCUGCAAGGGUGACUUCACAAGGUUUCAUGCCAGCAGAGAACCCAACAACGGGAACCACUGCCCCGUGAACCCGGACGAGGCCACAUUCGCGGAACAAGUCCAGGCAGCGACGACGUUCUGAACCCGGGACGCGGACCCUGAAAUGCUGUGAUACAAUGCGCUUCGGGUGGCGUGCAGGCGAAUCCUCAACCUUGACUACCCCGACGCGUCUCAUGCGUUUAUUCGCUUCGUCGCCUCCGCUCCACUUUUCUGCAGCAUCCCCGGCCUUUUAUUCCGUGUGUCUGCUUUUUUUUAUUGUAUGUGCCGGGACUCUAGUAAAAAGCAUGUCCUUCAGCGUAAUAACAA